AUGAUUGGUCCGUCACGGACCGGAGCAUACCAGCGACACCUACACCCCGAAGAUGGAACCCCCAUUCCUUGGGAUGGCGGAAUCCUGACACAGGGGUUUUUGAGAAGAUUGUUGACAACUCCUGGUACCGAGAUGACGGAACAGGAGCUGACCGAGGGCGAUGAGCUGUCGGUGACCUAUCCACCGCAGGAGCCCUUCCACAAGGGGGUCGUCGUCUGCGCGCCCCAACUCCCCUCCCCCUCGCACCACCUGCCCCUCCCCCAGAAGAAGAAGUUCUCCGACAUCACCUUCAUCGUCGGGGCACCGUCCGCCGCCAAGAAGUACACAGGAAACAGGGUGGUGCUGGCCAUGUCCAGCCCUGUCUUCGAGGCCAUGUUCCAAGGCGACACCUCGCCCGGAAAAAGCAGGGUCGUCAGGGUCACGGACAUUCACCCGUCAGGGUUCGAGAACCUGCUCAGGUACGCGUACAGCGACGGCCUGCGACUGCAGAGCAUCGAGGACGCCAUGAUGACUGCCUUCGCUGCCAAGAAGUACGCCCUGCCCCACCUGCUGGACCAGUGCCUCUCGUACCUGGAGUCGAACGUGUGCCCCAAGAACGUUUGCCAGAUCUACGAGUUCGCGCAGUCCGUGGAUGCGCCCCUGCUCGUCUUCCUCUGCCUCAACAUUGUGGAUCGGCAGACCUUCCACGUCCUCACCUCUCCCCACUUCACGAUGGUGCUACCCAGCACGGCGGAACUCGUCGCCUCCAGGCCGUACCUAAACUUGUACUCUGAGUUCACGGUGUACACGAGCCUGGUGGCAUGGGCUGAGGAGGAGUGUCAUCGGCGGAAGAUCUGCGCAGAUCCGGACAAUCUGCGCCACGUCCUGGAGCACCACUUGCCCUACGUGCGCUUCCUCGCCAUGAGCCCCGAGGAAUUCGCCAAAGGUCCGGCCAAGUCCGGCAUGCUGAGUGUCGACGAGUGUUUCAGCAUAUUCAUGAACCUCGCCAUCCCGGACUGCGUGGGGGUGCCCUGUGGGCUCUCCCGUGACUAUGCCAAAAGGGCCGCCCCGCCCGAGUAUUUCGUCUGCACCAGGUACAGGGGCCUGUCUUACUCCCCUCCGGGCCGGCCCCUGCGUGUGUUCGGGGCCCGAUUCUCAACGCUUGAGAAGAACGUGUUCCUGGUGGGCGCAGCCUUCCCCGUCAGGCUCGACAACAACUACUACGCCGUCCGGCAGCCCAAGUACACUGGCGUUGUCAGAAUCGCUAGGCGGACGCUGGACGGCAAGAUUGAGAGGCAAGAAUCUGAUGUGAGCUUCCAACUGUCCAAGGGAAAAGACACGACUUUUACGCUUCGGAAACCUUACUACAUAAGACGAGGUGAGAAAUACGAAGUCGAGUUGUCGGCUCACUCUCUCAUUUCGGAUGACGUCAUCGUACCCCUCCUCAGAAACAAGAAGAGGGAGGAUCAUGUGGAGGGAGUCACCUUCCAGUUCAUUCCCUUCACCAGGGUUAAGCUCUCGGCCAUUCUCGACAUAACAGAAUUCACGGAACUUCACUUCUACUGCUGA
Molecule: messenger RNA, 1548 nt
Organism: Uloborus diversus
Lineage: Eukaryota; Metazoa; Arthropoda; Arachnida; Araneae; Uloboridae
Product: BTB/POZ domain-containing protein 6-B-like
Exons: 6
Coding region: 1-1548 (515 amino acids)
Biological process (GO): neurogenesis
Cellular component (GO): cytosol
Molecular function (GO): protein binding
Source: RefSeq, a predicted model, not a curated record